UGCAGAAGGGACAUUUACCGGUACACAUUUAUCAUUCACCGGCUCACCACUACCCAGAUUUACCAGUAGGAUUUACACUUAAACAUAGAAGCUGAAAUAAAAUAAUAAUUCCAUAAGGAAAUAAGGAAAUUUCCAUAAGGAAAUUGGUGUAAAUGAUGCGGUUCCGCGGCGAAACUACCUCUACAAAAUCCCACACGAGUGGAGAUAAUCGAGACGGAGACGAGACGAAACCUACCGGGGAGGUUUCGGCUUGCAAGAAAACAGAGAGGCGGCGAAAGAGAGCAAUUAUAUGGAGCUGGACAUGGAAGCUAUGCGUGCUGAAUACCUUCCUAUUCUACACAAUCUUCCCAGUUCUUGUCUUUUUCAUCCCAGACUUUGCAUCUCAACUCAUCUUCCUCAAUUACUUGAAGUGUCCUGUAUUCCGAGAAUACCAAGCUCCUGAGGUAUAUGGAUUGAAAGGAGCAAGGAAUGUCUACCUCCCUUCUACUAAUGAAGUUCAGCUUGGAGUAUGGCAAAUGCUACCAAAUUCUGCAAGAACAGCAAAUGAUGAAGAGGGUGAAAUAACAGCAGAGUUCUUUGAUAAAGCACUAGGUGACCAUAGACCAGUGAUCAUGUACUGCCAUGGAAACUCAGGUUCAAGGGCGAAUCCACACAGAGUAGAGUUGUACAAAUUAUUGACCAGAAUUGGAUUCCAUGUAGUAGCUGUAGACUACAGAGGAUAUGGUGACUCGUCAAGUCAUACUACCCCAGAUGGUAUUCAUGAUGAUGUACAAACCGUCUAUACAUGGCUGAGGAAAAGGACAGGGGAUUCUCCGUUCUAUAUAUGGGGGCAUUCCCUUGGAACAGGGAUUUCCACAGUGUUCACUUCAAAAAUAUGCAGAGAAGAUGGAUGUCCUACAGGUCUAAUCUUAGAAGCACCGUUCAACAAUCUUCUGGAUGAGGUCAUGAGGCAUCCAUUUGGAUGGGCCUGGAACAUUCUGCCAUACAGUAGGGGUUACUUUGAUCAAGCUUUUAACUCUACAGCUCAAUACUUUCAGAGUGAUAUCAGCAUAGAGCAUGUAACAUGUCCUAUUCUCAUUCUGCACGCUGAAGAUGACUGGGUAGUACCACAUGACCUCGGAAAGAAGUUAUAUGACAUAGCUUUGGAGAAAAGACCAGCCUCAGCGGGCCCAAUCAAAAUGAUUUCAUUUGGUAGUGAAGAGGGUUGUGGACAUAAGAAUAUUGCUUUCUCAACAAAGUUACCAUCUGUUUUAGGUGAUUUCGUCAAGUGAGGAACCAAAAGUUUUGGAGAAUACCUGAUUGCUUUGAGGGCGAAUACUUGAUAUGCUUGUGUGCAACUAUCUCAUGUGUUUCUAAACUCAUUGUGGUGCUUCGUACAGAUAUUAUUUUACAUCACAUUUUGUUUCAAGGUAUAGAUUUUAGUUUUCAGCCAGGAAUUUAGAGCUCUAAGUAGCUCCUAUUAGCUUUCACCUCAAAUAACCUCAUGAAAACAGGGUUUAUUUAAUUUAUCAUUGUCCUUGUAUUGUGUAUCUCAUUCUUGAUGAUGUAUUCAAAAUUAUGUCUGACAAAAGGACAUAUUACCAUAAUGAUUAGUGGCCAUAUUUGGGGGGAAAGAAAGCAACUAAAUAUGACUGAUUUGGGAAACUUUUGAAUAACAUCUGAUAACAUCGGAUUUAAUAAUUUAAUACAAGUCAUUAUUUUCUAUGAUGAUGAUGACAUUAGUUGUGUGAAGUUCAUUGUCUUUUACCAUUCAUCUUUAACCUUAUACUGAUGGCUUGGAUCAUCCAUUUAUACACUGUCAUGUUUCUGGAAACAAGGUAAAAAUUUGCAACCAAUCU
Messenger RNA from Strongylocentrotus purpuratus (purple sea urchin), 1838 nucleotides. Its product is annotated as lysophosphatidylserine lipase ABHD12. Gene Ontology annotation, molecular function: phosphatidylcholine lysophospholipase A1 activity; monoacylglycerol lipase activity. Bases 153 to 1271 code for a protein of 372 amino acids. Gene Ontology annotation, biological process: monoacylglycerol catabolic process; phosphatidylserine catabolic process. Gene Ontology annotation, cellular component: endoplasmic reticulum membrane. NCBI's taxonomy places the organism in Eukaryota, Metazoa, Echinodermata, Echinoidea, Camarodonta, Strongylocentrotidae. The transcript has 12 exons. The record is from RefSeq and is a predicted model, not a curated record.